Molecule: messenger RNA, 675 nt
Organism: Alternaria arborescens
Lineage: Eukaryota; Fungi; Ascomycota; Dothideomycetes; Pleosporales; Pleosporaceae
Exons: 3
Coding region: 1-675 (224 amino acids)
Source: RefSeq, a predicted model, not a curated record
AUGUACUCUUCCAAAUUCUUCGCUGUGGCGCCCGGCUUCCUGACUGUACUCCUAAACGCUGCACCGACUUCUCCAAAUCCCAACCUUAUGUCUAAGGAUUGGCGCCAUGUCCUCACCCCAGACAACUUCCUGGCUUCUACUAUCGAACCAGGCUCAUCAAUGGCCUCCGUUCUGGUCCCUGGCAUGGCGAGCGAUCCAAAUGUCCCUCAGAUUCGCGGUGAAGUUAGGAAUCAUUGUUCUUUCUCUGUCUGGGCUCGUCUCUCAAUCUCCCCAAUCAGCUCUGGACCUAGCCACGAGAAAUGCGACAACCUCGGCGAAACCAGCAUGGUCGAAAUCAAGCCGGGCCAGAGAUAUAAGGCGCCUUUCCCAUGCCAGAUGAAUCAGUGUGGUCACGUCAUCAAGGUCGCCUACCACCCAGCGGAUCUACGCGUCUACCAAAUUGAGUAUUCUGUGGACAGCCAUGAUGGCCGCAUGUGGUACAACCUUUCCGCUGAGGACGGCGCGCCUUUCCAAGAUGUUGAGCGCUAUCUGGGUGGCCGCGGCCCUACUUGCCCUUUCGUGCAUUGCGCACCCGGCCAGUACGGUAAAGACCCGGUCCAUGGAUGCGAUUGGCCGCUCCAACCCUUGUGUAAUAGCCUGGGCAGUGUCGUCGCUGUCAUCUGUGGAAGGCUUUAG